UUCAACGACGGAUGAUUGUUGCAAGAAACGAACAAGAAGAAGGAGACGGCUUGGACCCCUGACGUUAUCAGAUCAGAUUGGAGUUCCUCGUUGGCUUCAUGAGAAGAAACUUUUCUUGUGUAGUUCCCUUUUGACUGAAUUCGGUACUUAUUUCUGAGCACAGGGAUUCCAUCUCCUUCAUCUCCGUCAGUGAUAUAUUCUAAACACAUCAAAGGCUUUCAAGUUUGUUGUUAUUAUUGCGCUUUCACGUUGUUUGGUUCUCCUUUAAAUUCCACCGGUUAUUCAAUCUGUUAAGUCCUGCCAUACGGCCUCCGAGUAUGAAGAGGUAGACGGAAGGACGGACUGAUUUGGUGAGGCCAUUCAGGAUGAAAAUCUUCGUUUCUCAGGUUCUCGCCCUCUUGUUUCCCUUGAUCACUCAAAUCUCGACAAAUCCACAAUCAGUCACUGAUGGACAGGAUCCAUACUCGGACCGAAAUAGACCCGAUGAUAAACUACUUGUGGUGGUUAUAGAUGGAUUUAGAUGGGAUUACAUCAGUCGGUUCACUCGGCGGAGUCGACAGGGCUUCCCGGGAUUCGAAGAGUUCAUUCGGGGCGGCGUUCAAAGCGAGUAUCUCAAAUCAGUGUUCCCUGCUGAAUCGUUCCCAUCUUGGCAAACCAUCAGCACGGGCCUGUAUCCGGAGAACCAUGGGAUUCUGGCCAACCAAUUCUAUGAUACCACGGCUCGAGGUCCCAACCAAGCGAAGUUCUUCAAUCACAUUGAUGAGCGAAUGACUGGCGAUGUAAGAUGGUGGCACGAUCCAGAGCCGAUUUGGGCGACCGCACAAAAACAAGGGAAAGACUUUGUCACAUUCCUUUGGAGCAGAUGUGAUGUCAAGUGGGAUGAUGUAAACCCAAUCACGCCAAAGGUGUGUGAAAACGUUUACCACAAGGACAACUCUAAAACCCUUCACAUCAAUCUGGACAUGGCUCUCAUGGAGUUUCAAAUGGGACGAUCGGCAGCGUUGAUUUACGAAGAUAGCUUGGGAAAAGCGGCAGAAUCCUUCGGACCUUUGUCGAAAAAUGUCGAAAUGCAACUAAGGGCUCUUGACAAGAGUAUUCAGAAUUUCCUCGUCCGACUCCGAGAAGUGAGAAUGGAUCAGAUCGUAAACGUGGUCAUCUUGUCCGACCAUGGGAUGACCUACGGGUCUAACCCAAUCCCGAUGCAUCAUCCCCCCUCGUUCCCAUUCAAUACCGUAGAAGUGCGGCAAAUUCGAAUGAGCUACAUCUUAAAAUCAGUUCAACGCCUCAUAAAAGUGACAGUGGGAUCCGGGGCCUACAUGCAGAUCUAUCCUAGGCAGGAGCGCUUCAUUCCCGAGAUCGUCGAGGCUCUCAGGGCCGAGUUGGAUGGCAAGGGUGUGGAUGUAUACACACGUGACGAGAUUCCGGAUCAUCUCCAUUGGAGGGAUAACGUGAACACCCCGCCCAUUUUGAUCUUGGCCAGACCGGGCGUGAUUCUCUUACGAGCCGGCGGAAAUCUUCAACGCCCCGCCUCCAGCCUUCAGUUGAACGGAGGUGGCUAUGAUUCCGCCCGCAUCACGGAGCAAACGCAACAGGGCGUGUCUGGUUACGAUCCAGAGGAAACAGACAUGCGCGGCGUUUUCAUGGCCAGAGGACCAGGUUUCCAUGCAGACGGUCACACUUACGCUCCAAUUGAGUUGGUGGAUGUUUAUCAGAUGUUCUGCUUCUUGCUGAAUAUCGAUCCUCAGUCCAACGAUGGCGUGUGGGAUCGGAUUCGUGCAAUGCUCAGAAAUUCUUCCGCUCCAACCAAUGCCAACUGGUCCAUUUUACUCGCUGCUCUUUGGAUACUUCUGAAGAUGUGAAUCCGUUGGCAACACUCUCGCAAUUCUUCUUCCAUCAUCAUCAGCAUCAACAUCAUCAGCAUCCACUUCAGCCAAUUCGAAUACAACUGCUUCAGUACUACUCCAAUCUCCGGUUUUCCGAAAAAGUAAUAAUAAAAAAAGUGGGUCAGGAUGUAGUUCCCUUUCGUCAAAUUUGGCCGGGAACCCACUUCAAGAAUCAAGAGGGUGCUAUCUAAACAAAAAUCUUCUCUCUGUCUCUCUUUGUCUCUUUGUCUCUUCCGAUUCUUCCCAUCAGCAUCAUCCUCAUCAUCCUCAUCUUCAGCUAAGGUUUUCAUUGACUUCAUCCAUGGCUUUCAUAAGUAAAACUUUGGCUUUCGUUCUGGCCCCCACUAGCCAUCGUCCUGGUCUUGCCAAAAUAAUUUUGGUUGUGACGCUAAGGUACUUGGAACAACUUGGAAACGCAAAAACUCAAAAACUAAUGGAAACUUUUGUAACUACAAACAGAAAUGGAAGCCUUUGCGGCUCAAAUCUCGACAAUGGAAGACGAAACAAACCAUGUGAUUGGGAUUUUGCAUGACUGCUUAUCCCUCAUGGAAUCUCAUCUCAUGAGUGUAUCUACAUUUAGAUAUAUUUGUAAAUUGUGAACUUUUACCCUAAAGUGUGAUUGUGAUCAACCCUUAAACGUCAAGAUUGCGCGACAACAGGUGUAAGUUAAGUCGUUGGCGCGAAUCCUGUUCCACUUUGUGGGAAAAAAAAUUAGUCAAACUAAUAGGGCAUCUGUCCAUUGUGAAUGAAAUGUUGGAAGAGCGAUACGAAAAAGAACGACUUAAAAUAGAUUUGAAUGGUUCUAUGAUCCCUGUUUUCAUAUUCCAUCAUGUUUUCUGCUCCAAGUGUUAGAGCAACCUCGCUUUAAUCAUACCCUUUUAUAACGUGCCCAUUUGAUUUUUUUUCAUUGCAUCCAAAUAACUCGUUUCUUUACUAAGUAGUAGGAUACAUAUUGUUGUCUAUAAAGGGUCAUCCUUGAAUGUUACUCCAUCGAUGAUUGUUUCAAUAAUGUGAGUCUACAUGCAUUAUUCCAAACAUAUUUCCACCUCAGCAGUCUUUUUCCCAUUUGUCAUAAUUGUAUUCGUAUCAACUUACUUAAAACCUCCACAUCAACUAUAUCAUUACAGAAACCACGGAAUAAAACUUAAUAGCAAAUCAAACAUCAUCGCGAAAGUUUCAAUAUUCAUGACAACGUAACCAAGGAGUUGAUAUGCUCGAUAACUAAUACUAAAAACUUGGUCCUUCAGAGAGUUAUCCAUCGG
Messenger RNA from Tigriopus californicus, 3145 nucleotides. Its product is annotated as glycerophosphocholine cholinephosphodiesterase ENPP6-like. Lineage: Eukaryota; Metazoa; Arthropoda; Copepoda; Harpacticoida; Harpacticidae. The coding region runs from base 366 to 1859 and encodes 497 amino acids. The record is from RefSeq and is a predicted model, not a curated record. The transcript has 7 exons.